Lentinula edodes (shiitake mushroom) is the source of this 438-nucleotide messenger RNA. RefSeq lists its product as uncharacterized. The transcript has a single exon. The coding region runs from base 1 to 438 and encodes 145 amino acids. The record is from RefSeq and is a predicted model, not a curated record. NCBI's taxonomy places the organism in Eukaryota, Fungi, Basidiomycota, Agaricomycetes, Agaricales, Omphalotaceae.
AUGAUUGGUAUUGCUGCAAUGCAUCUUGACAAUGAAGGCAAAUUUAUGCGGACAUCACAUGCUGAAAAUCCUGAGAGUCUUUGGAAUAAUCCUCAGUUGUAUCCAAAAAUGUUCCCUUGGCUUUUCCCUUUUGGUCUUGGAGGUAUUGGUACUUCAGAUAUUAAAGCUUUCUCAGAGUCUUCACAUAUUAAAUUCUUACUUUUAUAUCAUGACAAACACUUUCAACUUGACUCUAAUUUUCCAUUAAUUGCUUUUAGUCACCAGCAAAUCAAGGCCAACAGUUCACAAUCUUAUCUUCUUGCAGAGUCUAAAAAAUUCACUGAAAUUAGUGACCGGUUUUUGUCAGUAGAUAAAUCCAUUUUGCAAAAUAUUGCAACCCGUAUGGCUAAUGGGGAGCAUGUAAAGCCUGCCAAUGAGUCUGAAAUACAAUGUUUCUAG